CCUCCUUUUCUUCCUUACUGUUUCGUAAAAGUCAGAAAAUAAUUUGUUUAGAAAAAAUAUGAUAUAUUAUCUUUAUCAAUCGAUUAUAUGAACUUUAAAUGUCAAAUCACGCCUAUUUGCAAUGUUAUAGAUGCUUAUAAACAUUCGUCACGUGAUUAAACUCCCCUAAUACAUGCGAUAUGUGCUGUUCACGAAUAUUAGUAUCCUGACGUUCGAACGUACGGAUCAGUCCGUUAGCAACCGCUGAAGAGUGACUAACAGAAAUUUUUCGUGCUCUUGCGGAAGGAAAAGAAUUUCGAAGUGGACAACUUGAUUUGUUGAAGUUAACAUGUUGACCUUAUCGUUCUUCUGGAUUUUCUCGAUUCUAUGGAUUCAGAAUACAAUGGCAAGCGUUCUUGUUGCCGAUACAACGAUGUCCAAAAUGGUAGAAUUAAAUGCCGGCGAACCAAUAUGUUCUAUUUACAAUGAUCGUGGUAUCAUUCAGAAAAUGAUAUUCGGUGCAGAUCCGAAAAAAGUUCGACAUAUGCCAAGUAAUCUCGUUGCCGAUCUCGAAGAGACUUGUUUGACUUUUAAGAAUCAAACGCCAGCAGUUGGAUUGGUAUAUCCUGGAACGAAAUGGUGCGGACCAGGAAAUCAUGCAACUUCUUACGAUGAUUUAGGUCAUCAUACGGCAGAAGAUGCAUGUUGCAGGGAACACGAUCACUGUCCAAUAACGUUAAAACCGCAAAAAUGUAUCCAUAGUAUAUGUAACUAUUCACCUAUCAUACGUAUGCAUUGUGACUGUGACGCAAAGUUUCGAAGAUGUUUACAAAAUCUUAAUACUGAGGUUGCCAACACUAUCGGUGCACUUUACUUCAAUAUUAUACAAGUAAUUUGUUUGAAGGAAAGACGACCGUGCUCAGAAUGGCAAAGAUCCUACGAGAAAUGUAUUCCGUAUUGGAAAGAACUGGCGAGUUACGAGCCGCUAAAUUUUGACAAGCAUAAGGAAAUUGGAAAAAGUAAUAAGUUUUUAUACCAGACACCACUUUCAAAGCUCAUCAGGGAUUUUUUUGAUAGGUUACAAGAUAUCCAGAAGAAUUUCUUGAAUUAUUUUCAAGAUCAUUGAAGAGUGACAUUAAUAGAAGAAUGGUUAUGCCGAAGCGGUGUCAAAUAGAUUAUGCUCGGAGUACAAAUUUCGGCCAAGUGAUAAAUACGUGCCAUUGAUGCCACUGAAUAUGAAUAUAUGAAUACAGCGAGAGAACAAUUCGAUGAUGGUGGUGAUGGUGAUGGUUAAAGAAAGAAAAAAAAAAGAAGAAGAAGAAGAAGAAAGAAGAAAAUGGAUCAAUUAAAAUUAAUGAUCACAAUGGGAAACUCGCGAUGAUUAUUGCGUUUUAUUCAUAUCACUUGUCCUUUUUGCUUUAUGGAAUUUUAUGAGGUAUGACCGGGGUGGAUUUAUAUAUAUAUAAAUAUUCAUAUAUAUAUAUAUAUGUAUAUGUGUAUAUAUAUUUAUAUAUUUAUAUAUUUAUAUUUAUAUAUGGAUUUAUUUUGAAUUCGAUUGAAUACCAGAGACUCUAUAAUAAUAUUAAUACAUAUCUAUUUUACACUCGAUACGUGCAUGUCUUUAAAGAAAUUUUUGCUUCCUUUUUUUUUUUUUUUUUUUUUUUUAUAUUGCAAAUAAUUCGUAUUGCAUGACAUUUUAUCGAUAUAUUAUUAUCACAACGAUACUAUUAAUAGUAUCUUUUAUAUAUAUAUAUAGGUAAUAAUUAAUUAAUAAUUAUUAGUAAUAAAAUAUUAAAUAUAUAUAUAUAUAUAUAGUUUCUUAUAAAUAUUUUAUAUUAAUUAAUAGUGAUAAUUAUUACACUGUAGUACAUAAGUAAUAUCAAAGAUUAUAUAUUUUUAAGAUAAGAUGGAGAAUGUGUUAAUUUUGAAUAGAAUAUGUUUGUUAAUUUUAAUUAAUGAAUUAUUUUAUAUAUUCGUAACUUGUAAAAAAAAAAAAAAAAAAAAAAGAAAAAACGAUUAUAUUUAUCACAAUUGUAAAGAAAAUCUGUAAUAUCGACGUUUAAUGUUUUAUUGGGUCGGUAAAUGAUAUCAGUCGGUAAUCUGUUUUACCGACCUGUUAUAUUUCUAUCAUAGUUUCUUUAAUUAUGUUUCUCUUAUAAUAACAAUGUAAUUAUAUUAAAUUACUUAAUAUAUUAAAUAUUUAACUUAAUAUGAAAUAUUAAA
Molecule: messenger RNA, 2202 nt
Organism: Vespa velutina
Lineage: Eukaryota; Metazoa; Arthropoda; Insecta; Hymenoptera; Vespidae
Product: phospholipase A2 isozymes PA3A/PA3B/PA5
Exons: 5
Coding region: 329-1105 (258 amino acids)
Biological process (GO): arachidonate secretion; phospholipid metabolic process
Source: RefSeq, a predicted model, not a curated record